Benincasa hispida (wax gourd) is the source of this 1248-nucleotide messenger RNA. RefSeq names its product ras-related protein RABA1f. The record is from RefSeq and is a predicted model, not a curated record. Gene Ontology annotation, molecular function: GTP binding; GTPase activity. NCBI's taxonomy places the organism in Eukaryota, Viridiplantae, Streptophyta, Magnoliopsida, Cucurbitales, Cucurbitaceae.
UUAAAGGAAAAGAAGGAGAUUGCUACAAAAAAGAAGCCCAAGUCCGUUACUAAGCCCAGAAGCAGCGGAAUGUUGAAGAUGAAUCAACCCAUUUCGCCGUAACGUUGUGACUGAUCGUCUUCAGCAAUUUCAAAACCUCUCUGUUUUCUUAUGCCUUGGAGCGCCACCUGCUGAUCCAUUUCUUCAGACCCAUCGAAUUCCAGAGUCAUCGGAUCGGACCUGAAUAAGUAUGGCAGCGUAUAGAACGGACGACGAUUACGAUUACCUCUUUAAAGUGGUUCUCAUCGGUGACUCGGGAGUGGGCAAAUCCAAUCUUCUCUCGAGGUUUACGCGUAAUGAGUUCAGUCUUGAAUCCAAAUCCACAAUCGGUGUUGAAUUCGCUACUCGGAGUAUUCGGGUUGAUGACAAGAUCGUCAAGGCUCAGAUUUGGGACACCGCCGGACAAGAAAGAUACCGUGCAAUCACAAGUGCAUACUAUCGAGGAGCUGUUGGUGCAUUGCUUGUCUAUGAUGUCACCCGACAUGUGACAUUCGAAAAUGUUGAGAGAUGGUUGAAAGAGCUUAGAGAUCACACCGACUCCAAUAUUGUGAUAAUGCUAGUUGGCAACAAGGCAGACUUGCGACAUCUGCGUGCUGUUUCAACUGAGGAUGCCAAGGCCUUUGCAGAGAAGGAGAACACAUUCUUCAUGGAGACAUCUGCCCUUGAGUCUCUGAAUGUCGAGAAUGCUUUUACCGAAGUGCUAACCCAAAUCUAUCGUGUAGUCUGCAGAAAAGCGCUCGAGAUUGGGGAGGAUCCCGCGGCAUUGCCUAAAGGACAAACCAUUAACGUUGGAAACAAGGAUGAUGUUUCUGCAGUGAAGAAAGUUGGUUGCUGCUCUUCAUGAUAUCAUCAUUUGAAUGUGAGGUACAUCAUCAAAAGGAGUAAAAGGAUGAGUUCGUUAUGCUAUGUCUUGAAUUUCAACUCCUGGAUUUGCUCAACAAACAUUUACUUUAUGGUCAUUUUUUAUGGUGCUGGAGCUUCUCGGAGGGUUGGAUUCAUGUUUGGAGUCUUUUGAAAUUGACACCUUUUCUUAUUGUCAAUUCCGUGUACUUUCUUGUCCGAGCUCACUCUCUUAUAUUGUUUUAAUUUUUGUAAUGCCCCAUAGUUUUAAUUGUAUCAGAUUGUCCUAGAUAGAGAGAUCUGUUAAACUGAAGUUGUAUGUAGGUAAAUGUUCAGUUCAAUGGGAGCAGAAUUUUUUAGAUUCUUCAA